UCAAGCCUUGAGUGUGUCAAGUUAUCGGCGGUUUCAGCUGAUGAGAUUCUCUGUGGAGCAGAUCAAUAACUCAACACAACUCUUGCCCAAUGUGUCUCUGGGCUACAAGAUAUUUGACCACUGCUCAGUUUCCGACAAUUUCCCCGGUAUUUUGGACCUCAUCUCAAACAAGGGAUUGAUCCGACCUUGGAGUGAAGAACGGCUGCUUGUGUCUGCAGCCUCCAAAGUCGUAGGAGUGGUAGGCCCUUUUACAAGCACCGACACGCUGACGAUAGCGCCGCUCUUCAUGAUGGAUCUCAUUCCACUGGUCAGCUACGGCGCUGGCAGCUCGGCCUUUUCCGAAAAAGCAAAAUAUUCAUCUUUCCUUCGCACCGUGCAUUCCAAUCAAGCCAGCAUCAAAAUAAUUGUUGCCAUCAUUAAUCACUUCCAUUGGGAGUGGGUGGCCUUCCUAAACAGCAACGAUGCUUACGGCAAUGACGGUCUGGCGCUCUUCAGGAAGAUGAUUGAAGAUACCGACAUUUGCCUGGCCUUCGCCAUGGAUCUCAAACACAACGCAAAUUACUCUGAAAUGUUCUACCACAUUGAAGUGCAGAGAAUAAAAACCAUUGUAGUUUUUGCACCCAAACUGCUGGCCGAGACUCUCGUCGAGUCGGCGGUACAGUUGGGCGUCACCAACAAGGUGUGGCUGGCGAUUGACACCUGGUCCUUAAGUGAGAAGCUCCCCAAAAUAAAAGGCAUCCAAAAAAUUGGAACUGUACUGGGAGUAUCUCAGCCUGUAGUAAAAAUACCCGGUUUCACAGAAUUUCUUCUUGCGUCCCAAAGCCAAAGUCCUUGUGACAAUGCAGAGGAGCUUCAGUUUUGCAAUCAGAUUUGCAACUGCUCUACGCUGAGCGCACAGGAUAUCAUCUCCGUGGACCCGUCCUACUCGUUUUCUGUUUAUUCCGCCGUAUAUGCCAUCGCUCACGCCUUACACAACGUCUUGAAAUGUGACACGUACAGGUGUCUGGGAAAUAUUUCCGUCUUUCCCCACACGGUUCUGGUGGAGCUGAAGAAGUCCAAUUUCACACUGCUCAACCAGCGCAUACAAUUUGAUGAGCACGGGGACCCCAAUUUUGGAUCUUAUUCCAUCGUUUUCUGGAACAAAAGCGGGGGCAUUGAGGAGAUUGGAGUCUAUGAAUUUCAAUCCUCGCUCAGCUUUGCUAUCAACGACAGUAGAAUUCACUGGCAUGGAGAAUGGGAGGUAGGCAAAGUUCCAACGUCACAAUGCUCUCACAAGUGUCCCGUUGGGUUUGCAAAGAAGCCGGACGGAAUUCACAAGUGUUGCUUCACCUGUGAGGAAUGUCCUAAUGGAACCUAUAUCAACAUCACAGAGGACGCAUACACGUGUGUGGAGUGUAAGGAGACGGAGUGGUCACCAGAAGCCAGCACAUCUUGCACCCUACGAAAAGUGGAGUACGUCUCGUUUGAGGACAGCACUGCUAUUUUGAUCUUGGUGGGAACAUUGCUGCUACUCUUCCUGGGAGUCGCCAUGUGUGUUAUCUUUGCCCUCAACUACAACACGCCAGUCGUCAGGUCCGCCGGCGGCCACAUGUGCUUUCUCAUUUUGGGAUGCCUCAGUCUGAGCAGCCUGAGUAUCGUCUUCUUCUUUGGAAAGCCCUCGGUUUUCUCGUGCGUCUUACGUUUCAUGCCCUUUUUGUUGCUUUUCUCGAUGUGCCUUGCGUGUUUUGUGGUGCGUGCUUUCCAGAUUGUUUGCGUUUUCAAAAUGGCCGCCAAGUUCCCCAAACUAUACGGUUGGUGGGUGAAAUAUCACGGUCAGUGGCUCGUCGUCACAGGGACGUUUUUAACGCAAUGCGUCAUGAAUUCGGUUAGCUUUUGGAUUUCCACCCCCAAGCCGUAUAAUGAGACAACGUGGUCUCCAGACAAAAUUAUCCUGAGCUGUGAAAUCAGUGCCAAGGCGGUCACCGGUCCGACGGUUAUGCUCGUGUCUUUGUGCGCCCUCUGCUUCAUUUUCUCCUAUAUGGGGAAGGACCUCCCCAAAAAUUACAACGAGGCCAAAGCGAUAACCUUCUGCCUGCUCUUGCUGAUCCUCACCUGGAUUAUUUUUGUGACGAUUUGUUUGCUUUAUAGGGGCAAGUUUGUCCAAAGCCUGAAUGCUCUGGCAGUGCUCUCCAGCCUCUACUCCUUCUUCUUGUGGUAUUUCCUCCCAAAAUGUUACAUCAUUAUUUUUCAACCCCACAAAAACACACCACAGUACUUCCAAGGUAUAAUCCAGAAUUAUACCAAAACAAUUAGCCAGUAACACCCAGCAAUGAAUACCGCCUCACAAUAACCAUUGAUUAAUUUGAAACAGUUGCUGUUAUUAUUUUUAUAAUAGACAUUUGGUGUGA
Syngnathus acus (greater pipefish) is the source of this 2387-nucleotide messenger RNA. Its product is annotated as taste receptor type 1 member 1. Gene Ontology annotation, molecular function: G protein-coupled receptor activity. NCBI's taxonomy places the organism in Eukaryota, Metazoa, Chordata, Actinopteri, Syngnathiformes, Syngnathidae. Gene Ontology annotation, biological process: G protein-coupled receptor signaling pathway. Gene Ontology annotation, cellular component: membrane. The coding region runs from base 41 to 2299 and encodes 752 amino acids. The transcript has 5 exons. The record is from RefSeq and is a predicted model, not a curated record.